Messenger RNA from Arachis duranensis, 1026 nucleotides. RefSeq names its product selT-like protein. Gene Ontology annotation, cellular component: endoplasmic reticulum membrane. Gene Ontology annotation, molecular function: thioredoxin-disulfide reductase (NADPH) activity. Gene Ontology annotation, biological process: cell redox homeostasis. The coding region runs from base 126 to 803 and encodes 225 amino acids. The transcript is spliced from 4 exons. NCBI's taxonomy places the organism in Eukaryota, Viridiplantae, Streptophyta, Magnoliopsida, Fabales, Fabaceae. The record is from RefSeq and is a predicted model, not a curated record.
CUCGUUUGGGCUGCGAGGGUGUUAGCUAACACAAUUUCACUUCACUCACAAUCUCCCCCAAAACACCACUUGUUAGAUCAUCACAUUCUGUUUCUCUCUUUCUCUCUCUUCCUCUGUUUGCAAUCAUGGAUCGAACCCAAAUUCUCCUUGUUGGGUUACCAAUCUUCUUGUUCUUCUCAGAUGUUUUCAACCUCUUCUCUCCUCCACCGCCUUCUAAACCAACAUCACAUCACCAUCCCCCUUCAACUCAACCUAAUAACCCUCAAACCACCACCCAUAUUCAGGAACCCCUCCUCGAAUUCCCUACCCAGAAACAGAGUGGUAUUGGCCCAAUUGGUGUUGGCAACACUGUAAACAUUGACUUCUGCACUUCAUGUUCCUACAAGGGAAAUGCAUUAACGGUUAAGAACAUGUUGGAGGCAGAGUUCCCUGGGAUCAAUGUUGUUUUGGCUAACUAUCCCGCUCCACUUCCAAAGCGACUUCUCAGCAAAGUAGUACCGGUGGUGCAACUCGGACUUAUUAUAACAAUAUCUGCAGGAGAGCAGAUAUUCCCGAGGUUGGGAAUAACUCCUCCGGCAUGGUAUUAUUCUUUGCGUGCCAACAGGUUUGGAAGCAUGGCAAGCAUUUGGCUUCUCGGGAACUUCCUUCAGUCUUUCUUACAGAGUUCUGGUGCUUUCGAAGUAUAUUGCAAUGGUGACUUGAUUUUCUCCAAGCUGCAGCAGAAGAGGUUCCCUGGUGAAAUUGAGUUGAGGGACCUUGUUAGCAGAAGAAUAGCGAAUCCACUAUACGUCAACGGUAUUUAAGGUUCUGUCUGGCCAGAAGACCGUCAGGUAGCGUAUUGCCGGAGGUACCAGAAAAGAUGUUAGGUUCAACAAAGUUUCCAGACACGAAUUAGAGCAUACAAACUGGAUGCUAACUGAAUGCUACCGAGAUCAUAAUUUUUUUAGUCUUUUUGUAAUUUGUGAUGUACACUGUAAGUCUCUAAGGCAAAUAAUUGAUUCAGAAAUCAUUGGUUUUAGUUUUUCA